AAUUAUCAUUAAAAUAUUAACCAUACAUAUACUUACAUAUGUAUACAUAAAAUAUAAAAUAUUGGUAUUUCAUCUUUGCUGGCACCAUGCGACCGAAGCUAUGCAUGUACAUGUUCCCUCAUCGAAAUUUGUGUGCAAACAGCUCUGUAAAACCACCAAAAUGAGAAGCUAUUGCUUGCAAUGGGUGGCGUGAAAUGUAUUUAGAUAUUAAUUGCCAAACAUAAGCAAUGUGCAGUCUCCACUGGCAAUAUUGCUAGCGAAUCAGAUUUUUAGCAAUCUUUAGUUGCCUGUCGAGAUGGCCCGCCACUUUGGCUGUGGUGAUUCUGAUAGCUCGAUGUCUAAUUAUCGCUAAGUUGAAAAUAUCGAUAACUUAUUGGCAUUUCUAUCAAAUAGCCACAACAGCAUAGUUAUAUAUAAGUACGAUAUUUAAUUUAACGUGUUUUAGAACCAUUAUUACUUCUUGUAAUGACGGCGUUUGUGAGAAUUAUGUGGAAAUAUUUAAGUAUUUUGUUGAUAUUAAACGUAAAAAAUGUUUGGUCCUUUUAUUUGCCUGGAUUAGCACCUGUAAAUUAUUGCGUUAAAUCUGAAUCAUCGAGUUCCUGCAAAUCAGAAAUAGUCCUAUAUGUUAAUCGACUAAACACAGAAGAAUCCGUAAUCCCGUAUGAGUAUCAUCAUUUCGAUUUUUGUACUGGCAAUGAAAAGAACUCACCUGUUGAAAAUUUGGGACAAGUCGUUUUUGGAGAACGAAUUAGACCAGGUCCUUAUAGCAUUGAAUUCUUAAGGCAAAUUAAUUGCGAAUUGGUAUGUACUAAAAACUAUACUGGCGACAAUCCAGAAAGUGAUCAUCGCAUCAUGGUGCUUAAAAAAGGGAUAAGUUUAAAUUAUCAACAUCAUUGGAUUGUUGAUAAUAUGCCUGUGACUUGGUGUUAUCCGUUGGAUAAUGACAAACAAUACUGUAGCACAGGAUUCCCCAUGGGUUGUUUUGUCCGACCGGAUAGCGAUGAAGCCUGUCUUGUUAAUCCAAAUUAUAAUAGACGUGGAUUUUAUUACAUUUUUAAUCAUGUAGAUCUGCGAAUUACCUAUCAUAGCGGACAACCUGAAGAAGGCGUUGGAUUUCAUGGAAAUGGGGGCCGUAUUAUUUCUGUUAAAGUUAUACCUCGUUCGAUUAAUCACAUAAGCUCUUCAAAGAUAGACUGUGAUAAUACCGAUCCACUUGCUUUAAAAAGCAAUUCACCAAUUCGAGGAGAGCACCUGUCAAUUUCUUAUACAUAUAGCGUUCAAUUUAAUAUGGAUAAUUCAGUUAAAUGGUCAUCACGCUGGGAUUACAUACUAGAAUCAAUGCCACACACUAAUAUCCAAUGGUUCUCUAUCCUCAACUCUCUUAUUAUUGUACUAUUUUUGUCAGGAAUGGUGGCCAUGAUUAUGCUACGAACACUACAUAAGGAUAUUGCACGCUAUAAUCAAAUGGAUAGUGGAGAAGAUGCGCAGGAAGAAUUUGGUUGGAAAUUAGUACAUGGUGAUGUAUUUAGGCCACCAAGGAAGGGCAUGCUUUUGUCAAUUUUUCUCGGAUCCGGUGUGCAAGUAACUUGCAUGACUGUAAUUACAUUGGCAUUUGCUUGCUUAGGUUUUCUUUCUCCAGCAAAUCGGGGAGCAUUAAUGACUUGCUCGAUGGUUUUAUUUGUUUCAUUUGGCACACCGGCAGGAUAUGUAUCAUCGCGAAUUUACAAAAGUUUUGGGGGAGUUAAAUGGAAAAGCAAUGUAAUUCUCACUUCCGUUGUAUCUCCUGGGAUUGUAUUUGGGCUUUUUUUCGUAAUGAAUUUAGUCCUUUGGCACGAAGGUAGUUCAGGCGCGGUUCCAUUCAGUACACUUGUUGCUUUGCUUGGCCUCUGGUUUGGAGUAUCAGUGCCAUUGACUUUCGUCGGAGCUUACAUGGGAUUUCGAAAAAGGAAUUACGUUAUUGUUGUUAUAAUUGUUUAAUGAAUGAUUGUUGGUAGCGUCACAACAACAAUGGUAACAAGGUUAUCAAUCAAUUAUCAAUAUUGGGUACAGGUCAAAUAUAAUACUUUUUUUCUUGGUAUUGGACCAAACUAAAUAUGUAAUGUUAUUAUGCGUUCCUUUUCUUGGUAUGAGAAUUUUUAUACUUUCUGUAUAAAUCUUUUAAAGAAAAAAAAGCGAAAAAAAUUAUAAUUUGGAAAUUUAAUUAAGAAAUUUUUUGAAUCAUUAUUUAUUAUUUUAUCUGCACCAUAAGUGUUCUGUUAAUCAUAAGUUCAACCAUAUCCUAAAUGAUGCAUGCUAUGUGCAUAUAUAAGUUAAUGGCGGUUAUAAAAUAGCUAUUUUGUUGAAACGUACUCCUUUAAUUUAUAGUUUUAUACAUGUAUAAAAGUCCUCAUAAGAAGAUACAGGAGACGCUUAAUCACAUUCACAACUGUAUUCAAAAAUUGGUACCUUAAUUUUUUUUACCAAGUUUCAUACUAUAAUUAAUAUAUUUUUAAUAGAACGAAUAUAGUAGCCGAUUCAAAUAAUAUUUAUUAUUUAAACUAUUAUCCAUUAGUCCUUCACAAUUGGGGUGGUAAUUCGAAAAUUCGAAGUCAAGUAACAUAAUUCGAUUUUGGAGGCUAGCAUCAGUGUGAUGCGACCAUAUAAGAUAAGAUUUUCUAUCUUGAUUUCAAUAACUAACUAGAAAGAUAGCUACAUUUACGAGGAGUUAACCCAACUACCUGAUAAGUUUGAUCUUUCAAAGAUUUUUAAUUUUUCAUUAUUACAAUAAUACUGUUGAAAGCACUGAUUAAAUACCUGUAAAUGUUGUUAUUCUCCAUUAUGAUCAUUUUUAUAACGCUUUUAUUAUAAUAAUAAAAAAAAAUAUAUAUAUAA
Molecule: messenger RNA, 2871 nt
Organism: Bactrocera oleae (olive fruit fly)
Lineage: Eukaryota; Metazoa; Arthropoda; Insecta; Diptera; Tephritidae
Gene: TM9SF2
Product: transmembrane 9 superfamily protein member 2
Biological process (GO): protein localization to membrane
Cellular component (GO): membrane
Source: RefSeq, a predicted model, not a curated record